Molecule: messenger RNA, 1623 nt
Organism: Dioszegia hungarica
Lineage: Eukaryota; Fungi; Basidiomycota; Tremellomycetes; Tremellales; Bulleribasidiaceae
Product: malate synthase
Exons: 11
Coding region: 1-1623 (540 amino acids)
Biological process (GO): glyoxylate cycle
Cellular component (GO): cytoplasm; peroxisomal matrix
Molecular function (GO): malate synthase activity
Source: RefSeq, a predicted model, not a curated record
AUGUCCUCCCUCCCGCAAGGCGUCCACCUCACCCUGCCCGCUCCAAAGGGAGCCGAGAAGAUCCUCUCGACCGAGGCGCUCGAGUUCCUCGCUGUCCUCCACAGGACGUUCAACGCGCGCCGUCUCGAGCUGCUCGAGAACCGGAAGAAGGUCCAGCAGGAGCUUGACUCGGGCAAGCCGCUCACGUUCCUCCCCGAGACGAAGGAUAUCCGGGACUCGCCCUCAUGGGUCUGUGCACCCCCCGCACGGGGUCUCGAGGACCGACGAGUCGAGAUCACCGGUCCUACUGAUCGCAAGAUGGUCAUCAACGCGCUCAACUCGGGCGCCAAGACGUUCAUGGCGGACUUCGAGGACUCCAACUCGCCCACUUGGUCCAACAUGGUUCUGGGGCAACUCAACAUGCACGAUGCCAUCACACGCCAAAUUGACUUUGAGGUCAAGGGCAAGGCGUACAAACUCAGCGAGAACCCUGCGACCCUCCUCAUCCGUCCUCGUGGAUGGCACCUCGACGAGCCCCGUCUCCUGAUCGAUGGCCAACCCAUGUCUGCCUCCCUCUUCGACUUCGGUCUCUACUUCUACCACAACGCCGCCGAGCUCAUCAAACGCGGCUCCGGUCCCUACUUCUACCUUCCCAAGAUGGAGCACCAUCUCGAAGCUCGGCUCUGGAACGACGCCUUCUGCCUCUCCACCAGCAAGCUUGGCGUCCAGCAGGGAUGCAUCCGGGCCACGGUGCUUAUCGAGACUCUGCCGGCCGCAUUCCAGAUGGAGGAGAUCUUGUACGAGCUGAGGGAGCACUCGGCGGGCCUCAACUGUGGUCGAUGGGACUACAUCUUCAGCUUCAUCAAGAAGCAGCGCGCACACAAGAGCUGCGUCUUCCCGGACCGCACGGAUGUCACCAUGACCGUCCCUUUCAUGAAUGCCUACGUUCAGCUCUUGAUUCAGACCUGCCACAAGCGGAAAGUCGCAGCAAUGGGCGGCAUGUCGGCCAACAUCCCCAUCAAGAACGACAAGGCAGCCAACGACAAAGUCAACGGCAAGGUUACCGCCGACAAGCUCCGCGAGGUCACUGCCGGUCACGACGGUACAUGGGUCGCCCAUCCUGGUCUCAUCCCUGUCGCGAUGAAGGUAUUUGACGAGCACAUGAAGGGUCCUAACCAGUACCACGUUCGGAGGGACGAUGUCAAGGUCACCGACAAGCAGAUCGCGGAUCCCAGCGUGCCGGGCAAGAUCACCGAGCAGGGUGUGCGGGAUAACGUUUCUGCGGCUCUCUCAUACUGCGCCGCCUGGAUCUCUGGGAAUGGCUGUGUGCCCAUCAACAAUCUCAUGGAGGAUGCGGCUACUGCGGAGAUCGCCAGGGUACAGCUCUGGCAGUGGGUCAAGUACGGGUCAAAGACGGACUCUGGCAAGGCCAUCACCCCAUCCUACCUCGAGCCCAUCUUCAAGGAGGAGUCUGCGAAGGUCGCUUCCAUCCCCGGUAUCGACGCCAACCAUGUCAAGAUCGCCUCGGAGUAUAUGCUCUCUCAGGUCAAGGCGACAUGGCCGAGCGACUUCUUGACUAGCGACUUGAUGAUUCACCUCGAGGGGGUGGGAGUGUCUGGUGGGUCAAGGAAGGCGGCGUUGUGA